This is a messenger RNA of Ctenopharyngodon idella (grass carp), 2980 nucleotides long. Its product is annotated as E3 ubiquitin-protein ligase BRE1A-like. The record is from RefSeq and is a predicted model, not a curated record. Gene Ontology annotation, cellular component: nucleus; cytosol. Lineage: Eukaryota; Metazoa; Chordata; Actinopteri; Cypriniformes; Xenocyprididae. The transcript is spliced from 14 exons. The coding region runs from base 641 to 2980 and encodes 779 amino acids. Gene Ontology annotation, molecular function: cysteine-type deubiquitinase activity; cysteine-type endopeptidase activity. Gene Ontology annotation, biological process: protein deubiquitination.
CGCUUAGUUUUUGCACCACUUUGACGUCUUUGUCGGACCAAGUGAGUUUUUUUGAGUUUUCGGCCAUCUUCAGCAGCAGUCGAUUUGUUGAUGUGCUCAGUGUUUUCAGUGUCAGCUCUCUACUGUUUGAUUCACUCUUUAAAUGCGAAAGUGACGCGCGCGCGUGUAUUCUCCUCCCCUUCACAUCUGGCAUUAUAGCCUACAGAUUUCAUUAAAAUGUUUGCAGUUUAAAUAAAACACGGAUAUGGCCUUAUUAUGAUUUUUAUAUAGGGCAAUAGCCUAUUAUGAUUUGAUAACUCAUGUUUCAACAACAUAAAAGUAAUUGAUCCGAUGUAAUUCAGAUGCGCAUGACUUCCUUUUUACACUUCGAUUCAUCCGUCCUCGUUUCUUUUUCUUUCGUUCCAUCAGGGAGGAGCUAAAAAAUCAAAUAAGGAAAGAAAAAAGAAAAAAAAUCGAUGCAGCAUUUCAGACAUGAAAGUGCUCAUUGCUUGUGUCAAUUUCAGUGAACGUGAUAGUGAUAUAAUUCAAUCUUCUUCUGCGACCUGCACAAUCUCAAGUUUGCAGAGAACACCACCCUGGUUGGUUCACCUGGUUUCAAACAGAGAAGAGUAUAAGAGAUAAUAAGAUUGGAUUUGUGAACAUGGAAAGUAACGAGCCUGCACACCUGGAAGUUAGUUUGUAUUUGGUAGUAUUUGGAAUACUGACAUUACUUGUGACAGUAUUAUCUGUGUUUAAUGGUCUGAAUUGCUGCCGAAAGAGAAAACGCCACAGAAAUGAACCAAAGGAAUAUCCUCUUGAGUCAGUGAGGAUGGACAGUAAUAAGAAGCAAAAAGAAUAUCUGCUGACAGAAGAAACUGAUGGAGAACAUGAAUUUAGGACCAGAACCACACAAAGCAGUCAGUGUGAAGAUGAAGCCUUCUCACCUAGAAGUUCAAGUGGAGACACAGAACAUGAGAAAAAAAAGCAAGAUGAGAUGAAAAGUAAACAAGUGGAAUGGAAGAAACAGAAACAAGAGGAAAAACUGAGAAGAGAAGAAGCGGAGAGACAGAAACUAGAGGAAAGACUGAGAAGAGAAGAAGAGGAGAGACAGAAACUAGAGGAAAGAGUGAGAAGACAAGAAGAGGAAAGACAGAAACUAGAGGAAAGAGUGAGAAGAGAAGAAGAGGAGAGACAGAAACUAGAGGAAAAACUGAGAAGAGAAGAAGAAGAGAGACAGAAACUAGAGGAAAGAGUGAGAAGAGAAGAAAAGGAGAGACAGAAACAAGAGGAAAGACUGGAAAGAGAAGAAGAGGAGAGACAGAAACAAGAGGAAAAUCUGAGAACAGAAGAAGAGGAGAGACAGAAACUAGAGGAAAAACUGAGAAGAGAAGAAAUGGAGAGACAGAAACUAGAAGAAAAAUUGAGAAGAGAAGAAGAGGAGAGACAGAAACAAAAGGAAAAACUGAGAAGAGAAGAAAAGGAGAGACAGAAACAAGAGGAAAAACUGAGACAAGAAAAAAAGGAGAGACAGAAACUAGAAGAAAAACUGAGAAGAGAAGAAGAGGAGAGACAGAAACUAGAGGAAAAACUGAGACGAGAAGAAAAGGAGAGACAGAAACUAGAAGAAAAACUGAGAAGAGAAGAAGAGGAGAGACAGAAACUAGAGGAAAAACUGAGACGAGAAGAAAAGGAGAGACAGAAACUAGAGGAAAAACUGGGAAGAACAGAAGUGCAAAAACCAAAAGGAAACAUUGGGUUAAGAAAUCAAGGGGCCACAUGCUAUCUGAACUCAGUGCUGCAGACACUUUUCAUGACAGAAGAUUUCAGAAAUACUGUGGAAAGGUUGUUCAAACCAAUUGAUGUUCACAUUGCACAAUUAUUUAUGGAUCUAAAGUCUGGAAAGAGAAACGUUGCCACCACUGAGAGAAUCACACCUGAACUUGAAAUUAAUGUUUACGAGCAGCAGGAUGCUGCAGAAUAUUUCCAGAAGAUAAUGAACAUGGUGAAUCCAGAGAUGGCUAAGGUAUACCAGGGAGUGUUUGAGCACAAAACCAUGUGUAAAAAUCCAGGAAAAGAGCAUCCUCUUGUGACGCGUCAUGAACCUUUUUACAUCAUUCCCAUCUGUAUGGAAACGUAUGGCACGGAUUCUCCCAUAAACAUGCAAAGCUGUUUUGACUCGUAUUUUGAACCCAUCAAGACAUGUGAGGAGGAUCAAGUGAAAUGCCCAACUUGCAAAGAGAUGGUGAACACGGAAAUAAAGUGUGAUAUACAUAAACUUCCUCCAGUUCUGGUUGUGCAGCUGGAGAGAUUUCAACUGGAUUAUUACACCAUGAGGUACAAGAAGAACAAGUCUACGGUGGAAAUUCAGUUCCAGUUAUCAGUGAAAGAUGACAGUGGAGCUCAACACCAGUAUGAUUUGUAUGCUGUUGUGAAACAUAUUGGAUCCUUCGUUGGUGGACAUUAUUAUGCUGUCAUCAAGUCAUUUGAGGAUCAUCAGUGGUAUGAGUUUAACGACAGCUCUGUACGCAAGAUACCUGAUUUAAAAAAAACCUUCCGCUGUAAUGAGGCCUACUUUCUUCUGUACAAAAAAAGAUCACAUGAGUCAGCUGCAAUUCCCAACAAAUGUGAUAAUCUAGAUGGUGCUCAACAUCCAAUGAAACAUUCUGAAUCUAUACCACAAACUGUGUCAAAAGAGGGAAUAAAGCAAAAGCCUGAUGACAGUGACAAACAAUCAAGAAAUGAGACACAAACUAUAUCCUGCCCUGAUCUUCACCCUACACUAAAUGUUCUUCAUGAUCAGAGAAUCAGUCAGAAGAUGAGAAUAAUGAGACUGAUGGAACAGCAAACACCCAACAAACAACAUCAGAUGAAUCUAAAUCUGCAUCACAAUUUGUGCCAGAACAGGAAAUUAAGCAAAAAACAGAUGAAUGUGCAAAACAGACAAGCAACGAGACAGGAGAAGAUGGGUCUGGAUCUGACCCUGAUCCUCAACCUGCAGUAA